UCCAAGAUGGCGGCGCGUCCGCCGCGAGCCGCCGGGCCGUGGGGAAGCCAGCGAAGCCGAGUAGAGCCGCCGCCCGGGAAAGGAUUGAAGGAACAGUUGCCGCCGUUGGCAGCGGCCCGGGCAGUUUUCGCUGCUGCUACGGCUGUUGCCAUGCGGCGAGGCUAGGGAGGACCUCGCUUCCCCGGGGUGUAAUAAUGUUCACGGAGGCCAGUCUAUCCAUAUGGGGAUGGGGAAGCCUUGGCAUUGUCCUUUUUCUGAUAACCUUUGGACCCUUCGUAAUAUUUUAUUUGGCAUUUUAUAUCCUCUGCUUUGUGGGUGGGGGCUUAGUGGUUACUCUUCUGUUUGGGAAAACAAAUUCAGAAAAAUACCUAGAGCAGUGUGAACACUCAUUUCUUCCUCCUACAUCAACUGGGGUUCCUAAGUGCUUAGAAGAAAUGAAACGGGAAGCUAGGACUAUUAAGAUUGAUAGAAGAUUAACGGGUGCCAAUAUAAUUGAUGAACCUCUCCAGCAAGUUAUCCAGUUUUCCUUGAGGGAUUAUGUCCAGUAUUGGUAUUAUACACUAAGUGAUGAUGAAUCUUUUCUUCUUGAAAUUAGACAGACUCUUCAAAAUGCCCUUAUUCAGUUUGCUACUAGGUCAAAGGAAAUAGACUGGCAACCUUAUUUUACAACACGCAUUGUAGAUGAUUUUGGCACACACCUGCGAGUAUUCAGAAAGGCUCAACAGAAAGUAACAGAGAAAGAUGAUCAAGUAAAAGGUACAGCUGAAGACCUUGUAGAUACCUUCUUUGAAGUUGAAGUUGAAAUGGAGAAGGAAGUUUGCCGUGACCUAGUGUGCACUUCUCCCAAAGAUGAAGAAGCGUUCCUAAGAGAUUUGUGUGAGGUCUUAUUAUAUUUAUUGCUACCUCCUGGAGAUUUCCAGAACAAGAUCAUGCGCUAUUUUGUCAGGGAAAUCCUUGCACGAGGAAUUCUUCUUCCAUUAAUAAAUCAACUCAGUGAUCCUGAUUAUAUUAAUCAGUAUGUUAUAUGGAUGGUAAGUAGUUUCCUUUUAAAGUUCCAACUCUUUUUUGAAAGUAUGGUUAAUGUAAAAAUUCAGUUUGGUGAUCAGAAGGAAAUCAAUACUGUGAAACUGGCAGCAAACUUUGGGAAACUUUGCACAGUCCCCUUGGAUAGCAUUCUUGUAGACAAUGUUGCACUACAAUUUUUUAUGGAUUAUAUGCAGCAGACUGGAGGUCAGGCACAUCUUUUCUUCUGGAUGACAGUGGAAGGAUACCGAGUUACAGCCCAGCAGCAGCUAGAGGUUUUGUCAAGUCGUCAGAGAGAUGGAAAACAUCAAACCAAUCAAACCAAAGGUCUCUUAAGAGCAGCCGCAGUUGGAAUUUAUGAACAAUACUUAUCUGAAAAGGCAUCUCCAAGAGUUACUGUUGAUGACUAUUUAGUAGCAAAAUUAGCAGACACUUUGAAUCAUGAAGAUCCAACUCCUGAAAUCUUUGAUGACAUUCAAAGGAAGGUAUAUGAAUUGAUGCUUCGAGAUGAAAGAUUUUAUCCUUCCUUCAGACAGAAUGCACUCUAUGUUCGUAUGUUAGCUGAGCUGGACAUGUUAAAAGAUCCCAGCUUCCGAGGAUCAGAUGAUGGAGAUGGAGAAUCUUUUAAUGGCUCUCCUACCGGAAGCAUAAAUUUGUCUUUAGAUGACCUUUCAAAUGUAUCUUCUGAUGACUCAGUACAACUUCAUGCUUACAUUUCAGACACUGGCGUUUGUAAUGAUCAUGGCAAGACAUAUGCAUUGUAUGCUAUCACCGUACACCGGCGCACUUUGAACACUGAGGAGAUGUGGAAAACUUACCGGCGAUACAGCGACUUCCAUGAUUUCCACAUGAGAAUCACCGAACAGUUUGAAAAUCUGUCAAGUAUAUUGAAGCUUCCUGGUAAAAGGACUUUCAAUAAUAUGGAUAGAGAUUUUUUGGAAAAAAGGAAAAAGGAUCUAAAUGCAUAUUUACAGUUGCUAUUAACACCUGAAAUGAUGAAAGCAUCCCCAGCUCUGGCUCACUACGUAUACGAUUUUCUUGAGAACAAAGCCUACAGUAAAGGAAAAGGGGACUUUGCUCGAAAGAUGGACACUUUUGUAAAUCCUCUUCGAAAUUCUAUGAGGAAUGUUUCAAAUGCAGUUAAAUCCCUUCCUGACAGCUUGGCAGAAGGAAUGACUAAAAUGUCAGACAACAUGGGAAAAAUGUCGGAAAGAUUAGGUCAAGACAUAAAGCAAUCAUUCUUCAAGGUGCCUCCUUUAAUUACAAAGACUGAUUCAGAUCCUGAACAUUGUCGAGUCUCAGCUCAACUUGAUGAUAAUGUGGAUGACAAUAUUCCACUUAGGGUCAUGCUGCUUCUAAUGGAUGAAGUAUUUGACUUGAAAGAGAGAAAUCAGUGGUUGCGAAGAAACAUCAAAAACCUACUCCAGCAGCUUAUUAGAGCCACCUAUGGUGACACGAUUAAUAGAAAAAUAGUUGACCAUGUCGAUUGGAUGACUUCACCAGAACAAGUAGCCGAUUCAGUGAAACGUUUCAGAGAUGCAUUUUGGCCAAAUGGCAUUUUAGCAGAGACUGUUCCAUGCAGAGAUAAAGCUAUUCGAAUGAGAACAAGAAUUGCAGGAAAAACUAAAUUACUUGCCAUCAUGCCAGAUGAACUGAAGCACAUUAUUGGAGCUGAGACAACACGGAAAGGUAUUCUUCGUGUUUUUGAAAUGUUUCAGCACAACCAAUUAAAUAGGAGAAUGGUGUAUGUCUUCUUGGAAGGCUUUUUAGAAACCUUAUUUCCACAGUACAAAUUUCGUGAACUUUUCAACAAACUGCAUUCACGAUCAAAGCAGAUGCAAAAAUACAAACAGAAACUUCAAACUACUCAAGCGCCUUCUUUACAGAAAAGGUGACACUCCAAUCUAUGAAGUUGGUGUUCAUUGUGUCAAGGAUUUAUGGUAUGGACAGUCGAUCUUCUGGGGGCCCAACUCAUACUGUUGUGUUUGCACCAGUCUUUUAGUGUCUCCAAAUAGAUUAUUAAUACAUCCAUAAGCCUCUUGUUCAUCUCCUUUUCAUCUAUAAUUCAGCCACCACCAAGAGAAGUUUCUGUCUUAAAUGAUUUGGUGCAUAAUUUGCAACAUUGAGAGGAUAUUGCCCCCAUCUCAUGCAAGAAUGGAGUUGGUCUCUUCUGUUUCAAAUUAAUCAGCAUUCUCAAGCAGUGACAAAGUGCCAGAAUGUAUAUAUGAGAGCCAAGGAAAGCACAAAAUCAUGGUCCAGAUUGACUAAUUUGUUUAAUAGUUGGAGACUGUGCAGUGUACAUUUUGGAAAGAUGUUUUUCCUAAUGAGUUUUUAGGUAUACAUCAGCAUUUUGAUAUUGUGUGGAUUAGCCAGGUGAAUGGGACAACGGUUUCAGGUCUGGAAAAAAUGAAAGAAUGCCCCUAAAGUAAGAAAUAUUACAGUUUUGUGACAUAACACUAUAAUAUAAAACCAACCAAAAUCAGAAUUUGGUUAGAUUUAUUAUUCAUUGACAUAAAGCAAAUUUUUGAUUGAUUCUUAUGUGCUGUAAGGGCUCCGUUUUGUUCUUAUGGUUAUUGUUUUAUUUUAGCAUUCUGUUUGCAAAAGGAAGCAUGUGGUAACCCUCAUUUAUGGUUCAAAAUUACUAGUUUUGUCUUUUAACAGAUAACUGAUUAUACAGAAGCAGAAUUUAUUGGAAGAACUGCCAAGUGCAUUCUGCCCUAAAAGAAAAUAGAAAUUGAAGGAACACAUAUCUCAACUGAAAGUUACCAUAUGAUAUUUUUAAGUUAUAUGAUCUAGACAUGCCUUAGGUAACUACAAAAAUAGCAAAUCAGAGGAUUAAUGAGCUUGUUAGUCAUAUGUAAACAUACAGAUUCCUAAUUCUAUUAUGUGUACAUAUAUAAAAUCAAUAAUGAAAACAGAACUGUACUAUUUUUAAAAUAUGCUUUUAUUUAUAUUUCACAUAAUGUAAAUUCUAAAUAAAGCUAGUAUGUAAAACCCCUUGGUGUAUACAUUUAAGUCCCUGAGAUAAUUUUCUACCAACAAUGAACAAGAUACCUUUUCCAGUUUUAAAGCCUCUCCAUUUCCUAGUUUUCCCUUUAUUUUUUUCAUCUUGAAAGUCUUCAUAUCUCUUGUAUGCAGGGCUUCUGCAGAGUUUAAAAUAUUUCCAUUUACUAAGAGUUUGGAUGUAUCGGCUUUUUUGUUCUAAACUAUUUAACACUAAAACCUUAAAAUAGUGAAGCUAUUUAUCAGACCACUGAGCCAGUAUCCUGGUGUUAAAAGAGCGUUGGGUGCUUAAGAUAAAGGGACAGAGAAUUGGUAUCCCAGUUAUUUGGGAGCUUUUAAGAGUAGAACAAGAUAAUAGUGUCUUGUUUUCACGUAGAUGUUAUUUACAAAGUGAAGCUUGUUAACAGAUAAAGCCUUCCUUUAAACUUAUAAUAAUUAUAUUUAUUAAUAAUGCUGUGUGCAUACUUACAGUAUGCAGAUAUUCAGCAUGUGUUGCAUGUUGAGAAUUACAUAAGUAAAAUUCCUUUCAUUGCAACUUGCAAGUGAGUAAAGGUUCUAGAGGCUCUGGUGGAAGAAAUGUGUCUUCUGCCCCAGUGUUAUCCCCUGCCUCAGCUCCUCUCUGUGCUUUAAAAGUGGGAUAUGUGUAACAUGUCUAUAUGAAGCAUAAACAUGGCCGUAAGUGCAAUGGUUGUCAGAUAUACCCCUGCCCAUUUCAAAUAUAUUUUUGACAUGAAUAAAUCUAAGAAUAUGUAUAAAAAAGAAUUCAUGCAAGAGCCUAGAGUGUACAUGUGAAAAAGCAUUUCUGUAUAAUGUGAAAAAAAAAACAAAAACAAAAAAAAUGGCUGUCAACCAGGGAAAGAAAAGUCAUGAAAGGCUGCAAAUUUUCCUCGAGCCCUGCAAGAUAACUGCACUCAUACCAAAAACUGUUUGAGUAAAUGGGUUUUUAAAGUAAUUUUUGUUUAAAAGAGUUUAUAUUUCAAAAGCAGAAGUGUCAAAAUGGUAGUCUAUAUUAUCAGUGGUGCACCUUCUCUAUGCACAUCUGUGUUUUACAUCAGAGAGAGCCGUGGUCGUGCUCAAAUAGUUACUUUUUGAAUGACUUGGUUAAACUCUGUAAAAUAUUUAACCCAUUAGUCAAGUACAGUGUACUAUGGUUAAUAUGCAUUUGUUGCAUAUGUAGAUACAUUCAUGAAGAGGCUUUAUGUCUUCUGAUAGUUGAUUUUUGAAUGUGAUUUCAGUCAGUGGUGCCUUUAGGCAAAAACCAUCAAAAUUAAUCAUUUUUUUCUUUGGGUUUUUUUUUUUUCAGGUAACGUACAUACUACUAGAAACCAUAGUUUGUUCACCUAAGAAUUGAUUGUAUAAUUUAAAUAUAGCACUUAGAUGAACAUUUCCUAUCAUUAGGGUGUUCCAAAUAGUUGCUGAAAACAAUUGUGCCAUUGACCAAUGGAUGCACUCGGUUAGCCUUAAUUUUUUUAAAGAAACAAAAAUAAAAACAUUUAAGACUUUGUUAAAUAUUUCAGUUUGCUCAUUAUAAGUAAGUUUGUGCUGCUGGUGUUGGGGCAAAAAUAAAACAGAAAAACAGUUAAGUGCUACCAGGAGUGUACCAAUUUUUCUAAAAUAAGAACAAAUAAAAAUUUCACAUUCUAAAAUUUUAAUUUUGUGCAAUAUUUUCUUUUAAUGCAUGUGUAUUUCAGUAAUUGUAAAAUAAAUGAAUUUUUAAUGUUUUAGAGAUGUGGUUUAAAACUGUCUUCUUAACCCAACAACUUACAUUCCGUUGUUUCUGUGUCCUCUUAUUUAAGGACUUGUUUUAAAAGUCUUCUGCCCACUCCUUGUAAAGUUCUUUUAUUAGUAGUAAGUUUUGCUUAUGGGAGUAUGGCUCCUGUAUUACAAGGGAAAAUUGAUAAUGAGCACAUUUUAGGAUUAUAAUUGUUAAAAAGAUACCUUGUGCAUAUCAUUGUACAGUAAGUGUCAACUGUGUGCCUAACUGUUCUAUCAAUGCUUUCCUUCUUUAACAAAGAAGAUACAAUCACAAUGUCAUUUAUUUUUAUUAACUACAAAGAAGGUUAAAAUUUUUUAUUUCGUUUGCGUUAUGUUCUGUCCAAUAGAAAAUACUAAUAAAGUAUUAACAAACA
Dipodomys ordii (Ord's kangaroo rat) is the source of this 6155-nucleotide messenger RNA. RefSeq names its product sorting nexin 13 (gene Snx13). Bases 195 to 2918 code for a protein of 907 amino acids. Lineage: Eukaryota; Metazoa; Chordata; Mammalia; Rodentia; Heteromyidae. Gene Ontology annotation, biological process: positive regulation of GTPase activity. The record is from RefSeq and is a predicted model, not a curated record. The transcript has 24 exons. Gene Ontology annotation, molecular function: phosphatidylinositol binding. Gene Ontology annotation, cellular component: early endosome.